AUGAAAAAGCAAUUACCCAAGAGUGCUUCUCAAACCGCCAUUCAAAAACCAGAGAAAUCUUAAACUAUAAAAACUCCUGAAAGACAUGGCAUCCCUAGAAAUGUUAAUUACUAUAGCCAUUUUUUAGCUGAACCCUACAUCACUGAAAAAGAUAUUGAGUUUGUACUCUAGUUAAGAAAUAUUGAUCAUGUAGAAUCUCUAUCAUGACAUUAGGCAGAAAUGACAGCUAAAUUGGCUAGAAUACCAAAUUAAACUUUUUCAAGAGGAGAUCAGAAGAUAGAAUCUUAAAAGGACAAACACCUCUCAAGGGAUGUGAAGUAUAAUGGCAAUUCAACUCCUGUCCUUCAUCUUCUGAAGGGUAGAAUUGGUCCUACUCCUCAUUUAAGUUAAGCAGAAUUUGAAACUGGUCUACGAUCCUAUGCUAAAACAGAUAAAAGUCUUCUUGAAAAAGAACGUAAUUGGACUACCGUCCCAAAAACGUAACGUAAAGAUGCUUUCCCUGAAUUCCUGCCUAAUUAUAAAGAAGAGAUAUAGAAAAAGAAAUCAAUGAGUAUGAGUGGAGGAAAACUUGCUAAACUUACUUAUAGUGGUAAUCAUUUACAUUAACCAAUUAAGCUUUUGAUUCGGAUUCUAAUUACCCAUCUUAUUUAAUGAAGUUUCAUGAUAAAAAUCUACAAAAUGUUAAACAUAUGUUUGUUCCUGCAAUUAAGAUGUCAACUGUUUAAUGGUAAGAUGGAUUGAGACCUCUUGAACCCAUUAAAAAAGAAAAAAAGCCAAAAAAAUGA
Molecule: messenger RNA, 785 nt
Organism: Paramecium primaurelia
Lineage: Eukaryota; Ciliophora; Oligohymenophorea; Peniculida; Parameciidae
Source: the annotation of a GenBank genome assembly